This is a messenger RNA of Sinocyclocheilus anshuiensis, 1194 nucleotides long. RefSeq names its product myelin transcription factor 1-like. The transcript has 6 exons. Bases 355 to 1194 code for a protein of 279 amino acids. The record is from RefSeq and is a predicted model, not a curated record. Lineage: Eukaryota; Metazoa; Chordata; Actinopteri; Cypriniformes; Cyprinidae.
GAGAGAAAGGCAGGUAUGGAGGGAGGGAAACAAGAGGAUGAGAGAGGAACGAAGCCAACCAACCAGCUGAAAGAGAACGAGCGAUCGGGGCUGUUUGAACGUGGCAGGGAGAAAAGGAGGGAGGAGGGAAAGAGAGAGUGUGAGAUCGUUUGUCAGAACCGAGGAAAUAGAAGUGUUACUAUUGCACGGCAACUGGAACGGUGUCUGCACGCUGAGGAUAUGCAUUGGGUCCCAGCGCUCACCGGCUCGCAGGACACGCUCUAAAAUGAGGGAUCUACAAAUAGAGGCAACCACAGCAAGACAUGUGUCUCUGGGGAUGAUGCCGUUGCCGCUGGUGCCACUCUCCCUGUCGCCAUGACGAUGCCGCUCAGCCCCCUCUCCAGCGACGAGGAGCAGCAAAGGAUGCUGGGAAACAGUCAACACCUUUAUCCAGGGGCGGAAGAGGAAGAAGAAGAGGAGGAGGAGGAGGAAGAGGAAAUGGAUGAUGACGGCAUGGACGAGGAAGGCGAGGAGGAGAACGGAGAGCUGGAGUUGGAUGAUGAAGAGGACGUAGACGACGAAGAUGACAUCAGGCGAGGACCAGGGCGUUUGAGAGGAGGCAGGGAAAAGGGGCACAGGCAAAAAGGCACAAUGGCUGGACGACUUCCAGGAGACAGACCGCUACGACCCGGCAACCCGGGCCACACGGCCACCCCGUAUUCGUCCAACCCUGGACCCACCCACCAAGCGCCGGCUAAUCAACAGCAGCCGCAACAGCAGCGGAAGCUACGAGAGCGAAGCUCAAGCAACGCACCUGACGACACACACAUAGCUAUGAUGGUCUUUCGAAUUGUGGACUGUGUCUCUGGGGAUGAUGCCGUUGCCGCUGGUGCCACUCUCCCUGUCGCCAUGACGAUGCCGCUCAGCCCCCUCUCCAGCGACGAGGAGCAGCAAAGGAUGCUGGGAAACAGUCAACACCUUUAUCCAGGGGCGGAAGAGGAAGAAGAAGAGGAGGAGGAGGAGGAAGAGGAAAUGGAUGAUGACGGCAUGGACGAGGAAGGCGAGGAGGAGAACGGAGAGCUGGAGUUGGAUGAUGAAGAGGACGUAGACGACGAAGAUGACAUCAGGAGACAGACCGCUACGACCCGGCAACCCGGGCCACACGGCCACCCCGUAUUCGUCCAACCCUGGACCCACCCACCAAGCGCCGGCUAA